Venustampulla echinocandica is the source of this 1251-nucleotide messenger RNA. RefSeq lists its product as uncharacterized. Gene Ontology annotation, biological process: positive regulation of transcription by RNA polymerase II. NCBI's taxonomy places the organism in Eukaryota, Fungi, Ascomycota, Leotiomycetes, Helotiales, Pleuroascaceae. Gene Ontology annotation, molecular function: DNA-binding transcription factor activity; transcription cis-regulatory region binding. Bases 1 to 1251 code for a protein of 416 amino acids. Gene Ontology annotation, cellular component: nucleus. The transcript has 4 exons. The record is from RefSeq and is a predicted model, not a curated record.
AUGAGAUUCAUCAUCCACACCCCAGAUCCUACCUCACUUAAUAUUACCCACCUGAACGAGUCCCAACCACGGCUACAAGGCGAUCGACCCAAAUCUACCAACAACUCGUCAAGGGCCCAGGUCCCAAAUUCUGAGCCAGAGACCUAUCAAGGAGAUUCUUUCGAAGCCCUUGUAUCCUCCGAACCGCGGUCGGCAUUGAAUAACCCAGAGAUUGCCAGUCUCUUUCGCCACUACAUCGAUUACCUCGCUCCAUGGUAUGACCUUUGUGAUGCCGAAAAUUUAUUUGGAACGAUAGUUCCUCUACAUGCUCUUGAAAAUCCGAUUCUGUUCAAGGCACUCAUCGCCUUCUCUGCUUUGCAUAAAACGGGUGUUUCGGGCGAGAUGCGAGGGCUUGGGCAGGCAUUUCACGCAGCUUGUAUCCGGGACCUUCUACAUGUCAUAGAUAAUUUCCAGCUUAGGCUUCGGGGAGAUUACUUAGCUGCUACCUGCUUACUUCGAUCAUAUGAAAUUAUAGCUGGUGAUUCAAGAAAACAACAGAAACACCUUCUAGGAGCUUAUCUAUUUUCCACGAGGGACCCGAUAGAGAUGAACCGCACCGGCCUUUCGCAAGCCGGUGCUUGGAAUUACCUGCGAGAGGAGAUUACUGUGGCUUUAGAGUGUCAACGAACGACACGAAUCGGCUUUGACUUUAAUUUUGAUGCCGCAGAACGCUACUCAGAUAGUAUGCGUGCAAACAUCAUCAGUUAUAUACUGGCAAGGGUCACCAACUACUGUUUUCAAGAAUCGAUGGAGCGGCAGAUGCAGGAGAAGCAGAUUGCUUGGAAAUCUUUGAGAAAGGAGUUGGCUACCUGGAGAGAAUAUUUACCAGCGAGCUUCGAACCAUACUCGACCGCCGUAAAAGAAAACAACCCCUUUCCAUCCUUAUGGCUGAUCCAUCCAUGGCAUGUGGCAGCACAGCAGUACUGUUCUGUUGCAGAAAUUCUCUUGGCCCUGUUUGAUCCGUUUGCUCCAGCUAAUCAAGAAGCUGUCCUUGAACACGCCAUCAAAAUAUGUGGAUUAGCGUAUACUAAUGACAAUGUUGCGGCAAGAGUAAACGCUUUCGGACCUUUGGCGUUUUGUGGCAAGUACCUCGUAGAUAGCACUCAUCGCGAGGGAUUGAAGACUAUGCUGCGACAAUUUGGUACGCCAACGGCCUGGCCGGUCCAUUGCAUAAUUGGCGACUUGGAACAAUAUUGGACCUUGAUGACGUAA